Molecule: messenger RNA, 831 nt
Organism: Didymella exigua CBS 183.55
Lineage: Eukaryota; Fungi; Ascomycota; Dothideomycetes; Pleosporales; Didymellaceae
Exons: 3
Coding region: 1-831 (276 amino acids)
Molecular function (GO): hydrolase activity, acting on ester bonds
Source: RefSeq, a predicted model, not a curated record
AUGGCCUUCCCUGCGACUGUACUUCCGAACAUUGGGUUCUGGAGUGUGAGCAAUGGAACAUGGGAGUACCAGAUCCAGCUGUCAUGGCCGUUGAACUGGACUACUCCUCUUGAGAAUUCCACGGUCGAGACUAUUUAUAUCCUCGAUGGCAACGCCCAGGGCCUCCCAGCAACCGAAGCGGUCCGCGGUCACCGGCCAGUAGAGUUCAACCAACCAGACAUCAUCACCGUACCGAUUGGCGAUCCUGAGACAAUCGAAGACUCGCCCUACAUUCCCACGAUCCCCGGUGUCCCAUCCAAUGCCGACGACCUAAUCUCUUUCAUCGACACUACGCUGCACCCAUGGGUACAGACAGAGGUUUCCAAAGCCGCUAUAUUUGACAGAGACGCGCUGUUCGGUCAUUCAUUCGCCGGCUUGUUCGUUCUGUAUACCCUGACCGUGCGACCUGAUCUCUUCGACACGUUUCUCUCCGCUUCGCCUGCGCUGUACUGGAACGGCGAUUACGUCUUCAAUCACACCGACUUCCUCGCGCUGCUCAAAGCUAACGCUACAUCCGUGAGCAACGGUACCAAGCCGGCGUUGCAGCUCAGCCGUGGCGGGCUCGAGCAAUACCCGAAACAGAGACGGAGGGAGACAGAUGAAGAGUUUGAGUUCAGGAAGAGCAUUCUUGUACCGCAGAGGAUGACCAAUCUCACGGAUACACUUUAUUCACAGCUCGCUGGUAGUCCAUUACUGAGGGAUGUUGAGCUCAGCGUAUUCCCAAACAGCUAUCAUAUAACGGUGGGCGGUGCUGCCUUCAGUGACGGAAUCGACUACUUCCUUGACUGGUGA